UCCUCAGUAGUUGAUAUGAGAAGAUUAAUAGAAGAGUUGAAUUGUGGUAAGAAAUUCACAAAUGAGCUAAGAGAUUUGAUCAAGAAACAUAAUAAUAUUAUGUUGGCUGAGGAUUUGGUGGGGAAAAUUAUGACUUCUUUUUCCAAGACACUCUCAAUAUUAAGCUCCGGUGUUGAGUUGCAUCAAUUUUCUCAAGUUUCACCUCGUGAGAAAUCCUCAAUUUCAUCUUGUCUAAGUUCGAACUACUCAAUUGGUAGUUGCAAGACUUCAUCACUAAAAGAUGUCAAUCAAGAAAGAUGCAACAAGAGAAGAAAAAUUUCAGCUACAACCAUAAAAGAAGUUUCAACUUUGGUGGAUGAUGGCCAUGUUUGGAGAAAAUAUGGCCAAAAAGAAAUCCUCAAUUCUUCACAUCCAAGGAAUUAUUAUAGAUGUACUUAUAAAUUUGAUCAAGGAUGUGAAGCAACUAAACAAGUGCAAAAAAUUCAAGAAAAUCCAUCAAGGUUUAGUAUCACAUACCAAGGUCAUCACACAUGCAAAAUUUAUCCAUCAAUUUCCCAAAUACUCUUUGAAUCUUCAACAAAUGAGGAUUCUUCAAUGUUAUUGAGUUUCAAUUCCAACACAAAUAAUUAUUACCAACCUUAUGUUCACUCAUUUCAUUCAACUUAUAAACAAGAACCUACUAAAGAGGAGAUCUCUCCGAAUUUAUUCUACCCUAAUGUUGACCAAAGUCAAUCAUCAAGCAGGUUUGGUUAUUUUCAACCGUCUGAUGAUGGUCCGAUUAGAGCAGCAUUGUCAUCAGGGUUGUCUGAUCAUAGGGCCAACAACUCUUCUUGUACUACUAAUUGUAGUUUGGAGAUGGAGAUGAUGCUGGACUCUGUUGAUUUUGAAGAUUUAAUUCCUUUUAACUUUUGACCAAUUG
Molecule: messenger RNA, 919 nt
Organism: Solanum tuberosum (potato)
Lineage: Eukaryota; Viridiplantae; Streptophyta; Magnoliopsida; Solanales; Solanaceae
Product: probable WRKY transcription factor 70
Exons: 3
Coding region: 16-912 (298 amino acids)
Biological process (GO): regulation of DNA-templated transcription
Molecular function (GO): sequence-specific DNA binding; DNA-binding transcription factor activity
Source: RefSeq, a predicted model, not a curated record